Molecule: messenger RNA, 451 nt
Organism: Hyaloscypha bicolor E
Lineage: Eukaryota; Fungi; Ascomycota; Leotiomycetes; Helotiales; Hyaloscyphaceae
Exons: 1
Coding region: 82-369 (95 amino acids)
Source: RefSeq, a predicted model, not a curated record
CGUGAUGAUUGUACACCAUUUCCUCGCUCUCCUAUCUAUUUCGGUAGACUGGAACUAUCGAGACGCCCGCGGUUUUUGUUGAUGUUUUUUGUCCGCUCACAGCCCUGUAUUUUCUUCUUGUGGUACAGAGGAAACAUAAAACUUAUCUCAGAGGGUAUUGCUAUCCAAACAGAGAGAAGCUUCGAAAGUCGUGUCAAGGUAUCUGCUCAUCUUUGGCUGUCCGUACAAGUCCGGUCUCCUGCCGAAGUUUCGAAUCAAGUUGAUGGUGGGAAAACGGUCAAUUCAUUUUGGUUGGACGUGGUUGUGAGGUUGGAUGAUGGAUUUGUGGGUUGCACGAGACUGGAUGCAUCGGUGAGAUCCUCCUAUUGAUUCAUGCUGCAGACACGAACUUGAUGCUUCUUCGGCUUGGAUGAUAGAAAUUAUUCAGCGUCUAGAACGGGACCCAUCUCGA